Messenger RNA from Eimeria mitis, 2175 nucleotides. RefSeq lists its product as uncharacterized. Lineage: Eukaryota; Apicomplexa; Conoidasida; Eucoccidiorida; Eimeriidae. The transcript is spliced from 7 exons. The record is from RefSeq and is a predicted model, not a curated record. Bases 1 to 2175 code for a protein of 724 amino acids. Gene Ontology annotation, molecular function: helicase activity.
AUGCGAAUCAUCUCGAUCUGCUCCCCAGUACCCGGUGCCGGGCUCGCCGCAUACGGAAAAAAGAAGCUAAACUUCGCGACAUCUUCUGAGAAGACAACACAGGGGGGCAAAACUCCCGCCAACCACCUUGUCACGGCCGAACUGGUCCACCGGAGGGGCCCGGAGGGCAGGGGCCCCACAGAAGAACGGCAGAGGCGAGAUCCCAGUGGGCUUCGUUACCGCUACAUCGAAGGCUCGAGCCUUCUGCCUUCUGUGGAUCCUUUGAACGAGUUGCUACUCGGCCUCGACUUCUUCGCCGACCUCCGCGAAGAAGGCGUCCUCCGCCCUCUCCCGGGAGAUACAUCUGCAGAAGAUCCCGCCCUUGCUGACUCUCUCGCUCCUGAUGACCCCAGGGAGGAAGGGGAGGCGCGUGACAAUGAAGAUAACUGCGAGGCAGACGAGGAACAUGGGGAGGCCAAGGAGACUUCGCAAGACGUCCUGAUAGGACAGGCACAGCUGAGCCAACAACGGGAAUAUCUACGGCCCAUACCCACAGUGAUACCCAACGAAAAUGUGUACAUCGGCUUUUUCCUUCCUUUGUUCCUCCAAGAGGCGAAACAGGCCCUAGCAAGAGCCAUCAAGCUUGACCUCGGGCCGCCCGAGCAGUUCCUGCAGCAAAGUGGUGAGCCUCGGGGCUCCUUUCUCUCUCUGCUGCUGAGUCGGUCUGGAGGGGUGACUGCAGUUUCUGCGUCUGCUUGUCGGUACUGUCACGGCGACUUGGUGCUGAUGUACAUCCCAAGGGACCGGGCUGCUGACGAGGCCAAGAGGCACAAAACGACGGACAAAGGGGGCGAAAGGGAGGCCCAGGGGGAGAAAUCUGGAGAGAAGGAAACGAACUCCAAGGAGGCUUCCGGCGGGCAGCCAGAUGAGGAGGCGGAGGUGCGACCUGCAACCCGAGUGUUGAGGCCGCAUGACACCGACUGCCACGUGCUCGCAGUUGUGUCUCAGGGACAGCACGAGGCCAUCAGUGUUAAGGUCCUGACCCCUCUAGGCCCCGCGUACAACGGCAAAGACAUCCAUGGAGUGGAAGAGGGGCAGAACGCCUCCGGUGUGUAUAAUCCGGCCACAGGCCGACCGUACGGCUUCCUCUUGCCCAGGGACCGACGCCGCCUGCUGAAGCUCGUGAAGGCGCUCAAUGGUCAGUUCACCAAGUGGACGGUGCAGCGAAUCAUGUCCCUCACCACCAUACACAGAGAAUUCCAGGGUUUGAUGUCUCUGCCUGAUUUGCUGCUGAAGGACAGUCUCUUUCGCGUGCCAACUGAGGGGUCGUCUCCACGACAACCGUUGAGCAAAGACAAACCGUCGAGCCCUCUGAACAACCCCUUGUUGGAAGGGCAGGAGGUUAGCCAGUCAGCGACUGAAAGCGGGGGGGCCACCGUGUCUCCUCCCGCGGGUAACACAGCGAGUGGUGAAGGCCCCUCACCAUCUGACGGGCCUCGCGCUCAGACACAGACAUCACUGGCCUCCACAUCAGACGAGGCCUCAGAAAAGGCCUCUGAGAGGAAGACUCAGGAAAAGACGCAGCAGGCAGAGCGACGCCUUGUCAUCCCGGAGGCCCUGAAGGCCCGUUUAGAGAGUCUGUAUAACGCCAGCCAGCUCUCCGCCCUGGAGGAUUCGCUGAAGGUGGAGGGCGUCACUCUCAUUCAAGGCCCCCCCGGAACUGGCAAAACUUCCACGAUAGUCGGCGUUGUCUCCGUCAUCCUCCAUGCCCAAGUCGAGGGACAGCACGAAGAACACGCACGCUCUUCUUCUAACGAGCACGGCGGGACGACAGAGGGGAAAGCAGAUAGACAGGAGACCAAACAGGGGACCGCAGAUCAAGCGAACUACACUCCAUGGAUGGAUGAAGAGGAGCUCACGCUAGAGGAUCUCGACUGUCAUGUGAUGCUGCAGCCAGCCGCUAUUCCGACAGACACCCCUAUCUGCCUAACGAGAGAGCGGCAUGAGCUCCAGCCAGUGUACGUCCAUAUCCCAAUGCAGACAAUGCGGACAGAGUCAUUGUCUGUAGUGACAUCCUCAGCUGCAGUGUCUUGCUCAUGCCAGGGACUGUUUACAAGGUUUUGCCUCGGGGGUUCAGCUUCUAUGUUCGAAUUGUUGCAAGGGAUGCGUGGAAAUGGACUUACAGUCACUGCGUAG